UGGCUCCUGCUUCUGAAGUGAACCAGUCCUCGCAUUCUUUUCCUGAUAAAUCCUCCAAGCCGAUCCCCCAUGCCACGAGCAUUCUGCACAGAACGCCAUGGCAGCCCCCUAUUGCCGUCUCCGCUGAAGGGAUCUACAUAGAUCUGGAAGGCGGAACAAGAGUUAUCGAUGCAGUUGGUGGUGCGGCGGUGGCUUGCAUUGGGAACAGCCACCCAUCGGUAAUGCAAGCGAUUAAGGACCAAGUAGACCAAGUAUCGUGUGUAUAUAAUAUGCAAUUGUCGAAUAAACCAGCAGAAGCUCUUGCGAAAAAGCUCGUCGAAACGAGCCAUGGCGCAUUUGCGUUGUGUGGGUUUGCUUCUGGAGGGUCGGAGGCCAUGGAAAGUGUGUUGAAGCUUGCUAGACAGGACUUCUUCGAGACCGGCCAACCUAGACGCACCAAUUUCAUUGCGAGGCAGUUGUCAUUCCACGGCAACACUCUUGGGACACUUUCACUCGCCUACCAUCCUAUCCGACGGGGUCCCUAUGCUGACAUCCUGGAUGAUCGGCAUUUCCAUCAUGUUUCGCCAGCCUACGCCAAACGUUUUCAAAAGUCAGGCGAAAGUGAAGAGCAAUAUGUUGAACGUUUACAACAGGAGUUGGAAAACAAGUUCCUCGAACUCGGUCCUGAUACAGUCAUAGGCUGUGUCGCAGAAACCGUGGUUGGAGCCACAACUGGUGUUCUUGCUGCACCCAAGGGAUACUUCAAAGGUAUGAAGUCGGUGUGCGAUAAAUACGGUGCUCUAUUCAUCCUGGAUGAGGUUAUGAGUGGCAUGGGACGUAUGGGAACUUUGCAUGCUUGGGAGUCUUUCGGAGACGGUAUUGCCGCUGAUAUUCAGGCCGUUGCCAAAGGCCUUGGAGGAGGGUACGCUUCGAUUGGCGCUGUUCUGAUGUCCCAGAAGAUCGCAGACGGAGUUCGAGAUAACUCGGGUUUCUGGAAGCACGGUCAUACCUACCAGGCUCAUCCUUUGGCUUGCGCCGCCUCUCUUGCGGUACAGAACGUUAUUGAACAGGAAAAUCUGCUGGAGAACAUUAGAACGCAGGGGACAUACUUAGGGUCGCUCCUCAAGAAGGGAUUGGCCUCUCCGAACUCAUUGGCCGCCCCGUAUAUUUUCGACAUCAGGGGUGGUGGUGGCUUUUGGGCCGUCGAGUUCGACUUGGCUGAUUCGCCCAUCAAUUUCGAAGGAAAGCCAUUCGCGAUGAUUGUUCAAGCAAAGGCACUUGCUAAUGGCCUAAUUGUUAUGGGUAUGGUUGGAGGUGCUAAUCUUGAAGGAACAAAAGGUGACCACAUUAUUCUUUCUCCUGCCUACAAUGUUACAAAGGCGGAGAUUGAGAAGAUCGCCGAGAUAUUUGUUCGCAGCAUAGAGGAGAUUCUGAAAGAAUACAGUGUACAAUAGA
Molecule: messenger RNA, 1434 nt
Organism: Cyclocybe aegerita
Lineage: Eukaryota; Fungi; Basidiomycota; Agaricomycetes; Agaricales; Hemipholiotaceae
Source: the annotation of a GenBank genome assembly